Cyanistes caeruleus (blue tit) is the source of this 875-nucleotide messenger RNA. The record is from RefSeq and is a predicted model, not a curated record. NCBI's taxonomy places the organism in Eukaryota, Metazoa, Chordata, Aves, Passeriformes, Paridae.
CUCCACCCGCGCUUUCCAGGGCUCCAAGGAGCCGCCGUGGCCCAGCGUGGGCCAGUACCUGCGGGCAGAGAUCGCCCGGACGGUCCCCACGAUGGCGGGGGGCCAGGAGGAUGCCCGGCGGCUGCAGCUGGCCGUGCUCGCCGCCUGCCUCAAGCUGGAGUGCUGCAUCAGCGGGACCCACAGCAUGGACCUGGUGGGCCUGGAGCCCUUCGGGGAGUACGUGUCGCUGCCCGGCCUGGACUGCACCUUCCCAGGUGGCUACAGCAGCUUGGCCGAGCGCCUGCUCUCGGACCUGCCCGAGGGCACCGUCCUGCUCAACAAGGCAGUGAGGAGCAUCCAGUGGCAAGGGUCCUUCCGUGAGGAAGGGGACGGUGCCAGGGUUUUCCCCGUCCGGGUGGAGUGCGAGGAUGGAGAUGUCUUCCUUGCUGACCACGUCAUCAUCACUGUCCCGCUAGGUUUCCUCAAGGAGCACUACCAGGAAUUCUUCCAGCCUCCCCUUCCCGAGCGGAAAGCACAGGCCAUUCGCAACCUGGGAUUCGGCACCAACAACAAGAUCUUCCUGGAGUUCGAGCAGCCUUUCUGGGAGCCCGAGCAGCAGCUCCUGGAAGUGGUGUGGGAGGACGAUUCGCCCCUGGAGGAGCCCAGCACUGACCUGGAAGCCAACUGGUUCAAGAAGCUCAUCGGAUUCGUGGUGCUCCAGCCGCCAGAGCAGCACGGGCACGUCCUGUGCGGCUUCAUCGCGGGGAAGGAGUCGGAGCACAUGGAGACGCUGAGCGACGCCGAGGUGCUCAGCGCCAUGACCCGCGUCCUGCGCACGAUGACAGGUGCCUGGGCCGCGCUCCCCGCCCGCCCACUGCCCCGGGGCACUUCCCGAU